AAGGCCUGUCCUGCCUUGGGACCAUGCAGGACGGCUGUCUCCCUCAGCUCUCAUUCUACCAGGAAGACCAGGGGUCCACCCAACAUGGCUACUACGGUUCAGGACAGUCGACCCUUUACACGGGUGGUCCGGAAGAUAAGAUGUGUCAGCAUGGUGAAUGGCCUCGCCAAGAGCUGGCAGAGCUGGGCCAAUCAGCAUUCGGUCAAACAAGAGACCAUACCUUCAGGAUGGGUCCCGGACUCUAUACAAGAGAAUGAAGAAAAGAAAGAGAGUGAAGCGAAACCAUCGGUGGUCUCCCGGGUCGUGAAAGUUGAUGGUAGCGAUGACUGCAAGAUCAAAACGAGUGUUGUGACCAAGAGUGUCACGCCCAAGAAGAGUGACUGCGGCAAUGAUCUGGUGAGCUCAAUCAAGGAAAAGAUAGAUUCCAACCAGCUGGUAUCGGAGGCCGAGAAACCAUUCCUAGGCAGUGAGUCGCCCACUAGGAGGCGCUAUUGUAGUUCCAAGGCCAGCAAUGGCGUAAGGGCCUGGAACCAAGUGGGCAAAGAGGAACCGAAGAUGGGAUCCCGCAGCAGUAGCCUAGACACAGAGGACAGUGGCUUGGGGGAGGAGGCAGGUCUCAGUGACAACAGCGACUACAAGAACAGCCAGAAUGAUGAUCAAGGGGAGAAACGCAAAAUCCGACAAAAGAUAAAGGUGACCACUAUGGGGGACCUGAAGAAUAAGUGGCAGCAGUGGUCAGAGCAGCACAUCGAAGGCCAGAAGCUGAACCCAUUCAGCGAGGAAUUCAACUACGAGCAUGCUAUGGCGGUGAGGCUGCAGAAGGGCGACCCUGGUUAUGGACGGCCAAAGGAGGGCUCCAAAACGGAGGAGCGCGCCCGCAGGGCCGAGAAACACAUCCACAGGGAGAUGGAGGAGAUGUGCUACAUCAUCAGGGACAUGGGCGUGAAGGGUAAGGAUGGCAAGGUCCGGAUCACCUUUGGCAGGCUCUUCGACCGCUACGUCAAGAUCUCCGACAAGGUGGUGGGCAUCCUUCUCCGCUGCCGCAAGCACGGCAUGGUCUGCUUCGAGGGCGAGAUGCUCUGGAAAGGGCAGGACGACAAUGUCGUCAUCACACUUGUAGACUGAUGGCGCUGCCUUGACCUGAUUGGCUCAUAGUUUGCCAAUCCUUGAAUGUCCUCUGAGCCAAUCGGCCACAGAUACAAAUUCUCCAGCCUGCAUAUCUUUUGUGUCUGUUGAUAUCACGUGAUAUUAGGAGACAUCUCAUUGUGAGUCUAGAUACCUUAAAGUAGACAGCUGCAACAUUUGCAAUCAAAUCAACCAUGUCUCUCUUAAGACAGCAAAUUACAUAAGGUGGCAAGAUUAAACAGCUGCCUGUGUUACACAAAUCUUUUAAAUGACAGGAAAAUAACUAGCAUCAGCAAACAGUUUUCGAUCAGGAGGUAGAGCAUUAAGAAAAGGGGUAAUCACUGUCAUGUCGUGACUUGUAUUAGUUUCUUGAUGAUAAAAUUUCUUUCAAAAUGAAAGCAUGUGAAACUUCUUACAGAAGGAUAUUUGACUAUUUAUUAAAAUCAUAUCCUUUUAAUAUUGUGUCAUUAUUUUGCAAUAAAAUACUCAGAGUUGC
This is a messenger RNA of Brienomyrus brachyistius, 1621 nucleotides long. RefSeq names its product actin binding Rho activating protein a (gene abraa). The record is from RefSeq and is a predicted model, not a curated record. The transcript is spliced from 2 exons. Gene Ontology annotation, biological process: positive regulation of Rho protein signal transduction; positive regulation of transcription by RNA polymerase II. Bases 85 to 1125 code for a protein of 346 amino acids. Gene Ontology annotation, cellular component: sarcomere. Lineage: Eukaryota; Metazoa; Chordata; Actinopteri; Osteoglossiformes; Mormyridae. Gene Ontology annotation, molecular function: actin binding.